Messenger RNA from Mobula hypostoma (lesser devil ray), 1892 nucleotides. RefSeq names its product ALG9 alpha-1,2-mannosyltransferase (gene alg9). The transcript has 10 exons. Gene Ontology annotation, cellular component: endoplasmic reticulum membrane. Gene Ontology annotation, biological process: protein N-linked glycosylation. Lineage: Eukaryota; Metazoa; Chordata; Chondrichthyes; Myliobatiformes; Myliobatidae. The record is from RefSeq and is a predicted model, not a curated record. Bases 22 to 1269 code for a protein of 415 amino acids. Gene Ontology annotation, molecular function: alpha-1,2-mannosyltransferase activity.
UUCCUCCCCAGCAGCUUCUGCAUGUACACCACGCUGGUGGCGAUGACGGGCUGGUUCACCGAGAGGACCGCCGUGGCCGUGCUGGGCGUGGCCGCCGGAGCCAUUGCGGGCUGGCCCUUCAGCGCUGCCCUUGGAUUGCCAAUUGCUUUUGACCUGUUGGUGAUGAAGAGGAAGUUUCGGUGUUUUAUCACCUGGGCGGUCGUGGCGUUGAUACUGUUUUUGCUCCCCCUUGUGGCGGUGGACAGCUACUACUAUGGGAAGUUGGUGGUGGCUCCUUUGAAUAUCGUGCUUUACAAUGUUUUCACCCCUCAUGGGCCGGACAUCUACGGGACGGAGCCCUGGUCAUUUUACUUCCUCAACGGGUGCCUAAACUUCAACGUGGUGUUCGUCCUCGCCCUGUGCGCCCUGCCCCUGACCACGCUGAUGGAGUUCCUGCUGCAGCAGUUCAGCGUGCACAACCUCGGGCGCCCUUACUGGCUGACCCUCUCGCCGAUGUACAUAUGGAUCCUGAUCUUCUUCACUCGACCGCACAAGGAGGAACGCUUCCUCUUUCCCAUCUACCCGCUCUUCUGCCUCUGUGGGGCAGUGGCCCUCUCAGCGCUACAGAAAUCGUACCACUUCCUGUUCCAGCGGUACCGGCCGGAGCACUAUACAGUCUCCUCCAGCUGGCUCGCUUUGGGCACGGUCAGCCUCUUUGGGCUGCUCUCCAUUUCCCGCUCCGUAGCUCUCUUCAGAGGUUACCACGCACCCCUUGACCUUUACCCAGAGUUCCACCGGAUCGCCACUGACCCAAGUACCCAUACGGUUCCCGAGGGAAGGCCAGUUAACGUUUGCGUUGGCAAGGAGUGGUAUCGUUUCCCCAGCAGCUUUCUCUUACCUGACAACUGGCAGCUUCAGUUUGUCGCUUCGGAGUUCCGAGGGCAGCUCCCAAAGCCCUUCGCCAAGGGGCGAAAAGCAACUCGGAUCCAUCCCACGGACAUGAACGACCAAAACCGCGAAGAGCCCUCGCGAUACGUUGAAGUCAGACACUGCCACUACCUGGUGGACCUCGACACCGAAUCAGAGACUCCGCGGGAGCCAAGGUAUUCUGCGAAUAAAGACGAGUGGAUGGUCAUUGCCUACAAACCGUUUUUAGAUGCCAAGAGGUCGUCCAAGCUGUUCCGUGCGUUCUACGUCCCCUUCCUGUCGGAUCAGCACACGACGUACGCCAACUACACCAUCCUGAAACCCAAGAAGCCGCGGCCAGCGUGGAAGAAGGCGGGGGGCUAGGGCAGCGCCCCCCUCCUGGGAGAGCCGGGUGAGGAAGGAAUCCCGCCCGGGGACCAGAGACAUUGGGGUCCUUUUGACUUGUCGAUGUAUUCCCCCUGCCGCCUCCCGCCACCCCCGAGUCAGCCGUUUGCUGUUUACGUUCCUGCUUGUCCUGUGAUUACGUCAGUCGAUUGUGCCCUCCGACUGUUUGCUGAGGGUGGUAUUGGUUUGAGCUGCUGUCGAGGGCUUAUUGCCCCCAAUGCCGGUCUAAGUGUGUCCCCCCACUCCCCUCACUCUCAAGUCCUUUCCUCUCGUUCCCAGUCCUCGAUCUGAAACUUGUUUCCCCUCCACACAUCAGCCUGAGUGUUUCCAGUGUCUCCCGCUGCUGUUCUAGAUUCCCCGGUGUCUGCCGACCUUCUGACUGUUGUCUGUUGUCUGUCGGAGCGAGGUAUGGUGUCUGCCUCUCGGCCGGAGUGGUGGCUGGGACCAGAAGGCACACUACACUCUCCGCUUCGACCCCGUCGAGAGGCUCUCUUUACUUUCGUGAUUCGGACCACCUCUUCUUUUUCUUUGGGCCAGGUGACCACAGUCUCUUUUCAGCCGUUGAUGAGAAAUGAACUGGAAUGUAAAUAAAAUUAUAUUGC